Molecule: messenger RNA, 1619 nt
Organism: Anopheles arabiensis
Lineage: Eukaryota; Metazoa; Arthropoda; Insecta; Diptera; Culicidae
Product: leucine-rich repeat transmembrane protein FLRT1-like
Exons: 3
Coding region: 178-1575 (465 amino acids)
Molecular function (GO): protein binding
Source: RefSeq, a predicted model, not a curated record
AGAAGAACGGGGGACGUGCGACCAGCUAGUUUCCCAGGACAGCUAAAAAGGGACCAGAGUGCAGAGAGAUCUGUGUUCUCGCACCAGAUGACAUACACGGAACGGGAACUCAGCGAGUGCUCUUUUCAGUGGAGAAAGUAGUGUAGUAGGAGAAAGGACUCACAUCUCAACCUCGACAUGAAGUGUUACUUCCAGGCUUUGUUCAUUGGACUCUUUGUCAGUAGCGGAUUUGGGGAGAUUUCCAGCUCUGUGGUGAAAUGUACGAAGGCGAAAGGAGCCACUUGUGUCAUCAAAUCGCUUCUAACAGUUGACAGUGAGCUACCGGAUUUGUCCAAACGAACCACAGUGCGCAUAUUGGAAGGAUCACUGUCCAAUCUUACUGUGAAACUGGCAGAAAAGCUUCCAGUACGCAUCCUGUGGUUGGAAGGAUUAGAUAUUCAGAGCGUUUAUGUUGCGCCCCACUUUGAAGAGCUGCGGCUGCGUAAUAACAAGCUGGUCACGCUUGAAACAAGUGCUUCCAGCAGCAGCUACGCACUGAAAGUGCUUGAUGUAAGCAAAAAUCUACUUAACAAUGCUACCCAGCUGGCUCCACUCCACGGUCUGGAGGAGUUGUACCUAGACGAGAAUCGGUUCACCGAGCUCAGUAUGGCUGUGUUCGAGAAAAUGCCACUGCUGCGCGUACUAUCCGCAGCACGGAAUGGGUUAGUCAAACUCGCACCGCCCACUAGCGCGCUGGUGCUGAAUGAUCUGACCACACUGUCACUAGCCCACAACCGCUUGGCUUCGGUGUCGAUGGAAAACUGGCAGCUGCCUUCGCUGCAGACACUGCUGCUGAACGACAACAGUCUCGCGGAGGUGGACGGAUUGGACGGGUUCGAACGGUUCUUCGACCUGCAGAAGCUGGAGCUGGCCGGAAACCGGUGGAGCUGUGGAUGGCUUCAGCAUGCGCUGGAAAAGGUCACCAUCCGGCAAUCGUUGGCCGACUCCGACGGCACCCUGCUGGACAAGUCAACCGAUGGUGCCGACUGUUCGAUCGAGAAGGUGCAUGGUAUCUGCUGUAGCUUCACCACGGACGCAGACGACACCGAUGGAGGCAACGGCAGUGACGCCUCGACGGCCCCUGACGCCACGAAACCGGUGGUGGAUGCUUUCCUGCCCGUGCUAAACCGUGUGCGGGAAGCGAUCGUCCAGCUCGAUCAGCGCCAUGAAGCAGUUCGGGUGGCGCAAAGUGAGCUGUUGAAGAAGCUCAACGACACACUCCAGCACUGUGUGGAGGAGUAUAUGAAGUUUCUAGAAGAGCAAGAGGACGAGUCGGAACGUGCUCAUGCGCAAGCGGCACGAGUGUUGCAGAAGGUGAACAAACUGGAGGGCGCGGUAAAGCGGAUGGAUUCGGAAACGGAGACAGUGAGAAUGAAGGAGCAGGAACGCAAACGCUUGCUACACUUCAUGGUGGACAUGAAGAACAAGCUGCUCCGUCAGGCGAUCGAGACGGACAGUCUUUGGGUGCAGGCAAAUGCCGAAAAGAUCGAUUAUGCACGUCGAUUGGAGGUGGGGUCCGAACCGUCUGCCAAGUGAGAACACAACGCCCCAUAUUUCUGUAAUAAACUGCUCGAAAGGUA